AUGAUCAGUACCAAACUUGAGUAUGAAGAGGUUGCGCGGCGCACGACUCGAGUCGGUGAUGAUGUUACACAAUCAAAAGGAACAGUCAUGAAAAUGAUCUGCUUAGGUGUUUGUCUUCUUGAUAUGGCUCCAAGUUGGAUUGGUGCUAGCCUUGUUGAUGAUCUACUUGGAGUCACUAGGACUCGGCUAGUCCGUAGUUAG
Messenger RNA from Prunus armeniaca (apricot), 201 nucleotides. NCBI's taxonomy places the organism in Eukaryota, Viridiplantae, Streptophyta, Magnoliopsida, Rosales, Rosaceae. The record is from the annotation of a GenBank genome assembly.